AUGGCGGAUAUUCAGCAAUUGCUCUCAGUCCUCGACGUCUUUGGCCGGGCGCCUGACCGCGAGGCACUUGAAAAGGCGAACGCGUGGCUGCAGGACUUCCAGCACUCUGCCGACGCCUGGAACUCGUGCAGCGUCCUUCUCAGCUCCCCUGACGCGCCUCCAGCCGCCAAAGUAUUUGCCGCGCAGACGUUUAGGACAAAGAUCACCUAUGAUCUUAACCAAGUUGCUCCAAAUGAAAUAUUCGCCCUGCGCGAUACCCUACUCGCGGCGCUCCAGGCCUACAAGAACGGUCCACGCUCGAUCAUCGUCCAGCUUAGUCUUGCGCUCGCCGGGUUGGCCGUGCAGCUCCCCACCUGGGGCAACGCCGUGCAGAUGAUGAUCGAGCAUUUUGGGCAGAACCCGGACACGGUGCCGCUUUUGUUAGAGUUCUUGACUGUGUUACCCGAGGAGAUAAACAACUAUAGGAUCCCAAUCACCGAUGACGAGUAUCGGGAGCGCGUGCCACAGCUCCUCACGGAAAAUGUGCCUCAGAUCCUCAACCUCCUGGCAGUGUACAUUCAGGCCCAAGGCGUCACUAUGGUUGUCCAGAACCAGGUGUUCCGCUGCUUGCGCGCCUGGCUCACCGCAGGAGAGAUCUCUGCCUCAGCACUCGUCGCCACACCUCUCUUCGACUUUGUCUGGGAAGCACUAGCGUCCGAGGAGCUUUUUGAUGCGGCUGUAGAGGUUGCGUGCGACGUGAUUCAUGAGACGCAGGAGGUGGACGACAAUAUGCCCGUCAUCGAGCGUAUCAUGCCACAUGUGAUCGCCCUCCGCCCUGCGCUCGUACAGCACAAAGAGGACCCAGAGCGCGUGCGAGGCUACGCUCGCGUCUUUGCCGAGGCAGGCGAAUGCUACCGUUCCCUCAUACUGCACCACACGCAAGCUUUCUUCCCGCUCGUCGAAGCCAUCCUCGAAUGCGCGUCGUACCCCGACCUUGAUAUUGUGCCGAUCACCUUCCCUUUCUGGGAACGGCUCGCGCACAUCAUCGGCAAGCGCACGGAUACAGCAGUCGACCCGCUCUUCCGUAGCGCAUACACUACGCUUAUGCGCAUCGUCAUCAGCCACCUGCACUUCCCGGCCGACGGAACAACGCUCACCGGCCAAGCGCUCGACGACUUCCGUAACUUUAGGCAUGUCAUGGGCGACACGCUCAAGGACUGCUGUCUGGUGCUUGGUGUCGAGCCCUGUCUGUCCGCCGCACUCGAUAUGGUCGGCGCUGCGCUUGGAAAGGGGGCUCAGGCGGCGUGGCAGGAGGUUGAGGCGCCCUUGUUCGCUAUGCGUUCCAUGGGCGCCGAGCUUGAUCCCACGGAGGAGAGCGCGGUACCGAGGAUCAUGGAGAUUAUACCACUGCUACCGAACCAUCAACGGGUGCGCUAUGCAGCGCUGCUACUGCUGUCGAGGUACACGCGUUGGAUCAAUUCGCACCCGCAAUUUGUACAGCCGACGUUGCAAUAUAUAUCGUCUGGACUGGAGGCGAAGGAUCUGGACGUCUGUGCUGCGGCUGGACAUGCGAUGCGCUACCUAUGCGAGGACUGCAAGCGACAUCUUGUGGCAUUCCUGCCACAGUUGCAUGCGUUCAUGACUACGCUUGGGCCGCGGCUUGAUCAGGAGGAUAGGAAGGUCGUCUACGAGGCCAUCGCGCAUGUCAUCUCUGCUAUGCCCAUGGAGCAGGCCGCGCAGUCUUUACGAACCUUCGCAUUGGAGCUCCUCGGCAACGUCCACCAGCUGACCUCGUCGACGAAGACUGUGACGAGGCCGGAGCUCACGGCCGUCUGCGACAGCCUGACGAACCUUGAGGUUAUGAUCUACACCGUUGGUCCCUUCGGCGAGUCUCUGCCAGAAGCAUGUGCGGGGACUUGUGAAGAGGCUUGGGCAGUCCUCGACGCGUUCAUCCUCAAGUACGGGAACGAGGCUGACCCGGCCGAGGUCGUGACGCGAGUCCUGCGGCAGGGAACGCUACUCUUCGGAAACGCGGGCCUUGGUGUGGCUCCCGCCGUUGUCGCGCGCAUGGCCGCUGCAUUCGAGGCGACUGGGCUUGCGAGCUACCUCUGGAUCAGCGGGAAGUUGCUGCAGGCCUACGGGAAUGAGGAGGCGCCUGCUUUGCGCCCUGCCUUCCGCGAUGCGUUUGAGAGGCUCACCAAGAAGAUGUCGCUCAUGCUGACGGAGACCCAGCCCGCUCUCAUGCCCGACGUGCUUGACGACUUUGUGCGCAUGUUCAUACAAUGGAUCGAAUACGCACCGGACGUGACGUUCGAAUCACCUGCAUUCUUGUUCGCUUUCCGGAGCACACUGGCGGCGCUCACCCUUCUGCCCUCCGACAUCAUCGUUGCAGCGCUCGACUUCCUCGUCAUGCUCUUCGAGCACGAUUGUCUGUCUCCUCCCGACGCGUUGAACCCGCCUCCGCCGAAAUAUCCCGGCUACGCUCGCGCGAUCAACGCAGUCCUGGAGACGGAGGGCGCGAACCUCGUCUUGCUGCUUCUCCAGGGUGUCACAGGUGAUUUCCCUGAGGACACGAGCGGCAUGACGAUCGCCAUAUUCAGGCGGCUUGCGGCGAUAUGGCCCCAGCAUCUACUGCAGUGGUUGCCGCCGGCAUUGCAGGGACUACCUACUGCCACGACGCCGGACGACACAAAGACACGGUUCUUGAACGACGUGACCGACGCCAUCAAUCAGGGUCAUCCGGACAAGGUCAAGUAUGCGAUUUUGGGUAUACAUCGUACGUCGCGCAAGCAGCGGGACAGGCGCCGGAUCGGACCUGGUGAUAUCGCUCGUUGA
This is a messenger RNA of Peniophora sp. CBMAI 1063, 2814 nucleotides long. NCBI's taxonomy places the organism in Eukaryota, Fungi, Basidiomycota, Agaricomycetes, Russulales, Peniophoraceae. The record is from the annotation of a GenBank genome assembly.